AUGGAGGAUGCUCAAGAAAAGAUCAAGUUAAUCCGUCAGAGACUCCAGACAGCCCAAAGUCGCCAGAAGAGCUAUGCCGACAACCGAAGGAAAGAUUUGGAAUUUGAAGUGGGGGACCAUGUAUUCCUCAAGAUUACACCAUUGCGAAGCAUCACUGCUGGCCGAGGAAAGAAACUCCAACCUAGAUUCAUAGGACCGUUUCCGAUCCUUCAACGGGUUGGAAAAGUAGCGUACCGGCUUGAAUUGCCGCCGAGCUUGUCACGAAUUCACGAUGUAUUCCAUGUGUCGAUGCUCAAAAAGUAUUACCCUGAUCCAACCCACAUUGUCCAGCCGGAAGAAAUUGAGAUUGACGAAGCCCUUACUUACGAAGAAAAACCUGUACAAGUGCUUGAUAGGAAAGUUAAGGAGCUGAGGAAUAAGCAGAUUCCACUGGUGAAGAUUCUGUGGAAGAACCACGGAGUCGAGGAGGCAACCUGGGAGAUGGAGAAUGAGAUGAAAACCAAAUAUCCUGAACUGUUUAGUGAUUCAGGAAAAGCUCUCAUCUACCUUGUAUCAAGAAAUUGUAAGGUUGGAAAUGUGAAGAAAUUAAGGGGAAAUGCCGCCCAAUUGGUUGUAGAUAUGGGUGGUCUUGAAUUGAGAAGGAUUUAUUGA
Coffea arabica (coffee) is the source of this 651-nucleotide messenger RNA. RefSeq lists its product as uncharacterized. The record is from RefSeq and is a predicted model, not a curated record. NCBI's taxonomy places the organism in Eukaryota, Viridiplantae, Streptophyta, Magnoliopsida, Gentianales, Rubiaceae.